This is a messenger RNA of Ophidiomyces ophidiicola, 1563 nucleotides long. RefSeq names its product Phenylalanyl-tRNA synthetase, beta subunit, cytoplasmic (gene FRS2). The transcript is spliced from 2 exons. The record is from RefSeq and is a predicted model, not a curated record. Bases 1 to 1563 code for a protein of 520 amino acids. Gene Ontology annotation, cellular component: phenylalanine-tRNA ligase complex; cytosol; cytoplasm. NCBI's taxonomy places the organism in Eukaryota, Fungi, Ascomycota, Eurotiomycetes, Onygenales, Onygenaceae. Gene Ontology annotation, biological process: phenylalanyl-tRNA aminoacylation. Gene Ontology annotation, molecular function: phenylalanine-tRNA ligase activity; tRNA binding; ATP binding.
AUGGCUUCCGACCUUACGCCUCAGGUCCUAGACGCCCUAGCGUCUAGCAACGAUCCGAUUCUGUCUAGCGAUGCCUUCCCCUCCGCCCCACCAACGUCCGUAAAAUCCGCCCUGGAUCGUUUGAGCUCCAGAGAUAUGGUGCAAUAUGAGACGAUAGAGCGAGAAGAGGCUAUUUUAUCCGAAGAAGCCGAAGGAAUUGUUGCCAACGGCAGUCACGAGGCGAAGGUGUUCGAAGCUGUUCGUGCUGCAUUGGAUGGACUGAAAAUAAGUGAACUACCUAAUAUCGUUGGGAAAGAUGUAGCAAAGGUUGGCUCGGGGAAUGCGUUCAAGAAAGGGUGGAUCAAGAAAGACAAGGAAAAUUUAAGGGUGGCUACGGAUUCUAUUGAAGACACUGCCCGAGAACAGCUACUCACUAUCAAACAAACAAAAACAUAUUCCGAUGCCAAAAUUUUAGCCGAUUUACGAAAACGAAAACUCAUCACGAUGCAAAAAGUCAUCACUUAUAGAAUAUCCAAAGGCCCCAAAUAUGCUAGAGAAUUUGUGAAAGAGCAAACCGAUCUCACAGUGGAUAUGCUUGCAGAUGGAUCAUGGAAGACCGCAAAUCUGAAACCAUAUAACUUCAAUGCGAAGGGUGCGGUAACUCCUAGCGGUGCGUUCCAUCCUUUGAACAAAGUACGCCAUGAAUUCAGACAGAUUUUUUUCGAGAUGGGGUUCGAAGAGAUGCCUACAAAUCGCUUUGUCGAGACAGGAUUCUGGAAUUUUGACGCUCUCUAUGUGCCUCAGCAACAUCCAGCUCGUGAUCUUCAAGAUACCUUUUAUAUCUCAGAUCCGCCACGCGCAGAUAAACCUCGUGAGGACCCGGAAAGUGACCCUCAUCUAUCCAAACCUCCGAGCCAAACCAACUACUCAAAAAAUAGCCCAGAAGCAGCAUUAGACUAUGAACAAUAUUGGAAAGACGUUCAUGCCGUUCAUGAGACUGGUAAAUAUGGCUCUAUUGGUUAUCGAUAUCCAUGGAGUGAAGAUGAAUCCUUGCGACUUGUCCUCCGAACACACACAACGUCGGUAUCAGCUUACAUGCUCCAUAAGCUGGCACAAAACCCACGACCAGCGAGAUAUUUCAGUAUUGACCGUGUUUUUCGCAACGAGGCCGUUGAUGCCACACAUCUUGCUGAAUUUCAUCAAAUUGAAGGAGUUAUCGCCGAUUUUGGAUUAUCCCUCGGUGGGUUGAUUGGCUUUAUGGAAGUCUUCUUCGCAAAGAUGGGCAUCCAUGGCCUCCGUUUCAAACCUGCAUAUAACCCGUAUACUGAACCUAGUUUGGAGAUUUUUGGAUACCAUCCCACUUUGAAAAAAUGGGUGGAGAUAGGUAAUAGCGGUAUGUUCAGGCCGGAGAUGUUGGCGCCGAUGGGGUUGCCAAAGGACAUGAGAGUCUAUGGAUGGGGUUUGAGUCUUGAAAGACCAACAAUGAUCAAAUACGGUGUGAGCAAUAUUCGCGAGCUUCUCGGUCACAAAACGGAUCUUACUUUCAUUGAAUCUAAUCCAGCUGUCCGUCUAGAAAAAGAUUAG